CAAGACAGCUCCUGUCUUGGGGGGUCGCCCCUUCCCUGUUCCCAAGCCCCUCCGCCCCACACUCACCAUCCCCCAGCUAUCUCCCCACUACCCCCAACAUUUUCUGCCCCAGCGACCCCCAAGCCCUGUCCCUCCCAGCUCAGCUUGGCCCCAGGAGAGUGCUCAGGCCUCAGCCCCGUGCACCCUGGCCCGAGUCGUGGCUGCUCUGAGCUGCUCCGGCCCCUUUCCUGGUCACCACAAGCUGCCGACGGCCCUGCGAAAGGGCUAGAAGAAAGUCCCAGCCGAGUGGCGGGGAGACACACCCCACACCGGCUGUCACACAUUUCUGUGCCAGCUUCUUCCUUCUGGGCAGCUGUAGCCACGGCUCCUUCGGCUACGCUGGCAGGGAUCCCAGGAGGGGCCCCGACGGAUCGGUCCAGCUGCAGGACAGCUCAGCGGCCCCGACCCCCUGCGCCGAGACCAGGGCUGGGGCAGCGGGACGGGCCUGGCCCCGAUUCUAGAUGCCAGACCCCGGGGAUCUGAUCCAGAUUUUCGGCCCCUUGUUUGAGCACUGGGCCCUGUACGUGGGUGACAGCUACGUCGUCCACCUGUCGCCGCUCGACGAGAAUGGAUGGCUCAGCUCCUCCCGGCUCACGUCGGGCUCGGCGGGCUGGGCCGUGGUGAAGAAGCAGCGCCUCUGCGACGUGGUCAGGGGUGACAGGUACCGCGUGAACAACAAGGACGACCGGAGGCGCAGCCCGCGGCCCGUGGGCGAGAUCCUGGCUGAGGCGGAGGCCGAGGUGGGCAAGAAGCUGUGGUACAGCCUCCUCUUCCAGAACUGCGAGCACUUUGUCACCAAGCUGCGCUACGGCCGGCGCGUCAGCCACCAGGUGCGGGACGCGGUGACCUCCGUGGCGCUCACACUGCUGAUCUUCAUCUCACCGUACUUGUUCCUGGCAGCGGCAGCCGCCCGCGUGAGCUAUGUGCUGCAGCGGGAGUCCUAACAGCCCCCAGCCUGGCGGGACGAAGGUCAGCCGGGCCCGGGGCCGCGUGUGCCCCGUAGCACGCGCUUGUGCUUGCUUCUUGCACCAAUAAACCGCUUGG
Messenger RNA from Alligator mississippiensis (American alligator), 1083 nucleotides. Its product is annotated as phospholipase A and acyltransferase 3. The coding region runs from base 501 to 983 and encodes 160 amino acids. The record is from RefSeq and is a predicted model, not a curated record. Gene Ontology annotation, molecular function: glycerophospholipid phospholipase A1 activity; A2-type glycerophospholipase activity. The transcript has 4 exons. Lineage: Eukaryota; Metazoa; Chordata; Crocodylia; Alligatoridae. Gene Ontology annotation, biological process: N-acylphosphatidylethanolamine metabolic process. Gene Ontology annotation, cellular component: cytoplasm.